CCUGCCCCGCGGCCGCUCUGCCUGCACAGAGGAGGAAGGUCAGGCAGCCGGACUUGAUGUCUUUCUCCUGAGAGGAAACCAACAUCUAAACUUGCAAGGAUGGGGGCGCGAGCCGUCCUGGGCGUCACGCUGGCGGUGGCCUGCACCGGAGGCUUCUUCUCUCUCCUCCUGAGACACGAGGACCUCUUUUGGGGAGACACUGAAGAGGCACGUGUUGCCCGCAUCGUGGAGGCCAGCAAGCUCGUGGUGGAUGAGGCCAUGUACCACACGAUGAGAAGAAACCUGCACAGAAGGGAAGCCCCCUCCGCGUCCCAGCUCCUGUCCUUUUCCAAACUCCCCGAGCCCACCAGCCGAGCCGCGGCCCGGGCAGCGGAGGUCAUGGAGACGUCGAUCCAGGAGAUGAAGAGGGCUCACCUGCGGCGUGGUCCGUCGGGGCCCUGGACAGAUGUUUUGUCAGAAGCCCUGCUGAACACGAUUGCAAACCUGUCGGGCUGCCUGCCUCACCUGCUGCCCCCGCAGUGUCCCGACACCUGCCUGGCAAACAAAUACAGGCUGAUCACGGGGGCCUGCACCAACAGAGACCACCCGAGGUGGGGAGCCUCCAACACAGCCCUGGCCAGGUGGCUGCCUCCUGCGUACGAGGAUGGCGUCAGUGAGCCCAGAGGCUGGAAUGCCCACUUCUCAUACAACGGCUUCCCGCUGCCGCCAGUCCGGGAGGUGACCAGGCAAGUCAUCCGAGUUUCCAACGAGGCCGUUACGGAGGACGACCAGCAUUCUGACCUCCUGACGGCGUGGGGACAGUACAUCGACCACGACGUGGCCUUCACCCCCCAGAGCACCAGCAAAGCCGCCUUCGGGGGAGGGGCGGACUGCCAGCUGACCUGUGAGAACCAGAGCCCGUGUUUUCCCAUACAGAUCAUCACCCUGCGAGAUUACGUCCCGAAAAUCCUGGGCCCCGAGGCCUUCGAGCAGCACGUGGGCCCCUACCAGGGCUACGACCCCGCCGUGGACCCCACCGUGUCCAACGUGUUCUCCACGGCUGCCUUCCGCUUCGGCCACGCCUCGGUCCACCCGCUGGUGAGGCGGCUGGACGCCCGCUUCCAGGAGCACCCGGGCCUGCCCCGCCUGCCGCUGCAUGAUGCCUUCUUCCAGCCCUGGCGGCUCCUCGGGGAAGGCGGCGUGGACCCUGUCAUGAGGGGCCUCCUGGCGCGACCAGCCAAGCUGCAGGUGCAGGACCAGCUGAUGAACGAGGAGCUGACGGAGAGGCUCUUCGUGCGGUCAGACUCGGGGACCUUGGACCUGGCGUCCAUCAACCUGCAGCGGGGCCGGGACCACGGCCUGCCAGGUUACAAUGAGUGGAGGAAGUUCUGCGGCUUGUCCACCCUGCAGACCCAGGCUGACCUGGCCGCCGCCAUGGCCAACCGGAGCGUGGCCGACAGGAUCCUGGCCCUGUACCGGCACCCGGACAACAUAGACGUCUGGCUGGGCGGCUUGGCUGAGAAGUUCCUCCCGGGGGCGCGGACAGGCCCGCUGUUUGCCUGCAUCAUCGGAAAGCAGAUGAAGGCCCUGAGGGACGGCGACCGGUUCUGGUGGGAGAACCAGGCGGUGUUCACUGAAGCGCAGCGGCAGGAGCUGGGGCAGCACUCCCUGGCCCGCGUCAUCUGCGACAACACCGGCCUCGCUCACGUGCCCCCUGACACCUUCCGGGUCUCCAGGUGGCCCCAGGAGUUCGAGCCUUGUGAUCACAUCCCGGGCAUGAACCUGGACGCAUGGAGGGAGGCCCUGCCUCCAGAGGACACGUGUGGCUUCCCCAGCCAAGUGGAAGACGGGGGCUUCCUGCUCUGUGACGAGCCUGGAAAGCGUGUGCUGGUGUUUUCCUGUCGUCACGGAUUCCGGCUCCAAGGGCCAGAGCAAGUCACCUGCACCCCCAAAGGAUGGGACUCCCAGCCCCCCGUCUGUAAAGAUGUGAACGAGUGUGAGGACGAGCCGGAGCCCCCCUGCCACGCGUCCGCCCGGUGCAGAAACACCAAGGGCGGCUUCCGGUGUGAGUGCUCGGACCCUUACGUGCUCGGAGAGGACGGGAGGACCUGCGUAGACUCUGGGAGGCUCCCGAGGGCGUCCAUGGUCUCCUUCGCACUGGGCGCCGUGCUGGUCUGCGGCCUGGCAGGCCUCACCUGGACAGUGGUUUGCAGGUGGACACACGCUGGCCCUAAAUCUGCGCUGCCGACUAUGGAGGGAGACGGAGCAGGGACUUCGCGGCUGGGAUCUGGGAAACAGCAGGGGGUGAGCGGCUCCCGCCACGUUCCCGCUGGGGACGUGUAGCAGGUGGGUCCACACCCUGUCCCGCUGGGAUUCCGAUGUCAGACGUUUCCACUGAGACCCAGGACGUCCUGCCCCGGCCCUUCCCAGCCUCCUGCUCCGGGUUUUCUUCUCCUGCAGGCUGGAUGUAUAGAAUGCUAAUUUGUCAAAGUGUUUACCUACUUUAAAAAAGUAAAGAUGAAUGAGAAUCGUGAACCAGGGUGACAGGGCUUCAGACCCAAGGGUGCCUGCCGGGCGUCUGCUUCACCGUGUCCCCUGUACCGACUGCGGGUCAACCAGCGGCUGAAGGGAAGUGUUGACAUGUAAAACAUGCGUUCGGAAACAAAUGAA
Vicugna pacos (alpaca) is the source of this 2649-nucleotide messenger RNA. NCBI's taxonomy places the organism in Eukaryota, Metazoa, Chordata, Mammalia, Artiodactyla, Camelidae. The record is from RefSeq and is a predicted model, not a curated record.